ACGUGCGGCUUGUGGGCGGUUCUCACAAUGCGGGACGGGUGGAAGUUUACUAUAACGGUACAUGGGGAACAGUUUGUGAUGACAGUUGGGACAUAAACGAUGCUCGUGUUGUCUGCAGACAGCUUGGUUUCCAAGAUGCAGUGGCAGCUUACCAAGGUCGUAAUGUUCUCGAUGGAACUGGACAAAUAUGGCUUGACAAUGUUUGUUGUGGAGGUCAUGAGUCAGCGCUAUUUUCAUGCAGACAUUCUGGCUGGGGAACUCACAACUGUGGUCACCAUGAAGAUGCUGGUGUUCGCUGUAACGCCACUGGAG
Paramuricea clavata is the source of this 312-nucleotide messenger RNA. The record is from the annotation of a GenBank genome assembly. NCBI's taxonomy places the organism in Eukaryota, Metazoa, Cnidaria, Anthozoa, Malacalcyonacea, Plexauridae.